Molecule: messenger RNA, 1001 nt
Organism: Beta vulgaris subsp. vulgaris (sugar beet)
Lineage: Eukaryota; Viridiplantae; Streptophyta; Magnoliopsida; Caryophyllales; Amaranthaceae
Exons: 6
Coding region: 64-654 (196 amino acids)
Cellular component (GO): nucleus
Source: RefSeq, a predicted model, not a curated record
ACUUAUUUGAGUUGUUGCUACUCUACUACUAUCAUCGCCGUCAAUUUGCAGUUGACAAAAACAAUGACAGAAACUCUAAAAACACUGGAUUCUGUCCCUCAAUUGCAACAUAAUAAUGAAGAAGAAGAAUUGAAGAGAUUGCUUCUUCCAGAUCUUUCCAAUCUCCCCCUCUCUCCUCCUUCUGCUGUUGAAACCAACUUCGUCCGUUAUUUCGCCCUUGAUUUUAUGAAACCAGGGCACGAUCAAUAUGUGUAUCGUCAUGCUAAUGGUUUGUGUGUAGUUGGUUUGGCACUAACCCAUGUAGCUCUUCAAGGUGAAGGAGGUGUUACCUCUGUAGAUUUUAAUGUUGGGAAGUCGGACCGUAGCGAGUUUAAGGUUACAGGGAAGCGCAAGAAGAAUGCGCAACACUUUCACCCAAACAGUAUAUUGUGCAAUGUCUAUGCUGGUGAUGCUUCUUAUAUAGUGAGGUGUUGCGUGAAAGGGUCAUUGCUUGAAGUCAACAAUAGACUAAUCCAAAAUCCAGAAUUGCUCAACACAUCGGCUGAUAGAGAUGGUUUCAUCGCAAUUGUAAUGCCAAAACCUGGAGAUUGGCUGAAGAUUAAGGAUUCACUUGUGACUUUUGAUGAAUUUAAGAAAUUAAGAAAGCUCGCCUGACAGUCUCUUGUUACAUGAGGUAUUCUCUGCCGAUGGGCUGAUCAUAAGUUCUGAAUACAUGUCAUUGAACUGGUCCAAGCAGCUGAGCUCGUUGUACUAUCAUUGUAAUUGGUUCGAAGAUGGUGGGAGCUUGAGGGAGGGUUCAUCUAUACAUGCAACCCAAAGUUAAGAAGCGAAUCCCUGUACUAGACAUUUUGGGACCAAAUAUCGAAUCCUCCUAUGUUAUAUGAUACGGAUCUUUCGGUACUAAAUCUCGAAUCCUCCUAUGUUGUAUGAUUUCAUUUAUGCUGUAUAUUCAUAUUGAAUAAUUCCAAAAUUUCAAUAAGAAAUAUAGAUGUUUUUAAGCA